This is a messenger RNA of Cordyceps fumosorosea ARSEF 2679, 645 nucleotides long. RefSeq lists its product as hypothetical. The record is from RefSeq and is a predicted model, not a curated record. Bases 1 to 645 code for a protein of 214 amino acids. Lineage: Eukaryota; Fungi; Ascomycota; Sordariomycetes; Hypocreales; Cordycipitaceae. The transcript has 2 exons.
AUGCUACUUUUAUCUCUUUCAAAACAUACUAACGGCAGCUCAAGUGUGCAAGGUGUCAUCGAAUCGGCAAAGAAAGGUCGAAAAGGAGCAAUCGAUGCCAUCACUCAGAUUUGUGCAAAGGGCGACGAGGUGGCUCUUGAGAUUGAGGGCCAGCGCAGUGGAUCUACAGACAGCCGCCGGGGUAGGGCAGACGGGCAUCUUGCCGGUUCGCUCGCGGUCGAGUCCGCCUUGCACUCGCCCGACCCCAUCGCCGGCUGCGAGGCCUUUGAGGAGGCCAAGCGGGCUCUGCAGCGAUUCCGAUCUCUCACGGCACGCUACGAGGCUACCUCCACAGACGCCGUCCACCGUGCGUCGUCGUCCGGACCCGCGGAGCCGAGAUGGAUGCGCUGGCGACAGGACGUGGUCGACCUUACCGCGCUUAACGCCAGGGUCAAGAGGCUCGCCCGUCAGGUCACGGAGGGACACCUGGCCCCGACCGGUUGUCCCGCGCUGACGGAGCCACAAGCAGGCGCCGAUGACCAGGAUCUGGCGCAGAUUGCCCUGGAGAUUCUGGACGAGGCGACGCCCAAGGGCGCGGCGACGUGGGGAGCCGCAGCGGCGCAGUUGGUUGAUGUCUACGGCCGCACAUUGAAGGAAACUUUUUAG